Symbiodinium necroappetens is the source of this 4739-nucleotide messenger RNA. The record is from the annotation of a GenBank genome assembly. NCBI's taxonomy places the organism in Eukaryota, Dinophyceae, Suessiales, Symbiodiniaceae.
GUGCCUUGGAUGGAGGGGCAUCUCCGGCUUCACCGAAGCCAGCUCAAAAGCCGAAGACGGCACCACACCCACAGCUCUCACAGCGAGACCACGAUCUCAUGCAGCACCUCCACGAGCGACACCAAACAAAAGCACAGGCGAAGGCUGGCCGUGCAAAGUCUCCGCACAGGGGCGACCGUGGCAGCUUGUCACCUAAGGUGCAGAGCCCCCAUGCUUCGUCUCCAUCUGUCGCAGAAGCGGAGAACCAACAUGCAGCCACAGCUGCAGCGGUGGCGGCAGCAGUAGAUGUCCAAGACGGUCCGCAAUCGCAGUGGCCAGAACUGGAGCCAGACGUCCUGCAGAAUGAGGUUGCAGCCCGCGAGGUGGAGCUGCGCGUGCUUCGGCAGGAGCUCAGUGCCAGGAGCCAGGAGGUGCUGCGGCUGGAGGAGGAGAUCCACGAAGCCGAAGACCAGCUACGACAAGCGACAGGUGCUCCCAACAGUGAGGGCUCCGAGGGCCACUGGGAGCGCAGCUGGGAGCGCCGAUUGCGUGUGAUCUUGCGCUUCACAGGGCAUGUGGGGCCUCCGCCAGGCACCUCGAUACACAGGCCGCAGACUGCACUGAGCUCCGCUGCCGCCAAGCCGGCAGAUCGGCGUCCAGCACGUGUGGUGCAUGCCAUGGGCUCGGCUGGCUCUGCCGUUCCGCCCGUCCCACCGCUUCCACGGGAGAAGGCACCGCCACUGUUGGUGGCUCCUGGGGAGGCCCUGGGCCAGGCCAGCCUUGCCGGAGGCGGGGUCAAGGGCUUGCAAUGGCUCCUCGCCACGGUAGACAAGGAGAAGAAGGAGAAGGAAUGGCUGGCACAGAAGUUUGAGGAGAAGUGUGUGGAGGUUCAAUCGCUCUACCAGGAGCUGCAGCGAGUGCGGAUGCAAUUGGACCAUCAACAAGGAAGAGCCGUGUCGUCUUCGUCCGCCUUCGCCUCACCGGCCUCGCCUUCGCGCAUGUCACCUGCAACAAGCCAGGAGAUCUCUCCCUCUUCAUCUGUCGGCUCCAACUCUGCAAUUGCCCAGAGGCGGGGACUGAAGCUCAAUGUCGAGACGAACCCAAAGAGGUCGCCUUUGACGCAGCCUCCCAAGGUCGUCGUCCAGCAGGCUGUCGACGGCAACGCAGCCGCACUUUCCCGGGCAAAGUCGUCUCCAGCACUGAACGAAGGAGAUCCGUCUCGGGAGCCCAUGUCCGCGCUCUUGCGCCGGCGCCAGGAGGACUGGACGCCUCUGCCGGAGACCACGGCCACCGGCGAGGAGCCGCUCACCCCUGGCCUGGGAAAGGGCAGGAAGGGCGCACGAGGUGUCAGCGGACAAGGCGAGGGUGUGACCACGUUAAAGAAGCGACUGGCGUCCGCGGAGGUCGAGCUCGCUGAGAAGGACGAGGAGCUGUCUGGGCUUCAGGAGGCCGUUGCCCAUGGAUCUCAGCAGGUCACGGCCAAGGCUGCAGAGCUGCAGGCGCUGAUGGAUCAGCACAAGCUUCAGGGAAGCAAGGUGGCGAAGCUGCAGAAAGACAGCGACCUGCUCCACCGGCACAUGGCCAUCGACCAGUGGCGGCACCAGGUCGAGGCCGCCGUCAAGGUGGUUCUGAUAUGUCUAGGAGCCUUUCAAGAGGUGAAAAUCCGAGAGCGACGAGAGCACCAGAGGCAGAUCGAGGUCUUCCAAGAGGCCUGCACCUUGCGGCACCUUGCGUCGGCCUUUGUCAGCUUCUUGGGCUUCUCGAACGUAUCAGUGAAAAGUCCUGUCCACAAAGAUCUCAUGUCGCAAUGGGUGAGGUGGCUGAAUUAUGUCUGCCAGCGUCAUCCGCUCGCCUUCGGCGUCGCGGUUUCCACCGGUAAAGCCGUAACAGCAGAUGUUGUGGCACAGAAGGUGCUGGAAGGUAAGGAGAAGCUCGACCGACAGCGGAUCCUGGUUUUCAGUUGCUUUGGCUUCUUCUACUGCGGGCUCGCGCAGCAUGCCAUCUACUGUGUGGCAUACCCUCGGCUGGUCUCCGCCCUUGCUUUGCGCCAACCUGCGCAAGCCAUCUUCCAGAUCGCGGUGGAUCAGGUCCUUCACAUUCCCUUCUUCUACUUUCCAGUCUUUUACACUGCCUCCGGCUGCGUGCAGUCCUUGACGGGAGCUGCCAGCUUCUGUCCGAAGGCGAUCUUCUUGCAGUGGCACUCCAACGUGUGGGCAGAUGUGCAGCGUUGUACCAGCUUUUGGCUUCCUGCGCACUGCAUGACCUUCACCGUGGUGCCCCUUCACUGGCGGAUACCUUGGAUUGCAGGCGCGGGUCUCGCUUGGCUGACCUUCCUCUCUGCUUUCAGAGGGGGAGAGGCUCUCUCAGAUGUACAGAUGCAGCACAAUUUGCCGCAUGAGAUCGUGGCACUGCAGAGCCACAUCGCUCGCAUGGAGGAGAAGUGCCACUUUCAUGCCGGGGAGGUCCAGCGGCGGAAGGACGUCCUGAAGGCGCUGGUGAUGGAGGAGCGGCUCUGUGUCGCAGCCGCUCGCCUUGGCCACGAGACGGCGGACGAGCUGAAGCGGGGUCAGAUGGAAGAGCAGCGCGCUUUGGAGGCUCGCCUCCACGAGGAGAUGAGCCGCAGGACUUCCUUGCCUGCGCAAGCCAAGACCUACGAACAGGUGGAGGCCGACUUUGCCGCGGGGUAUCGCAGGAACAUGUCCGGCACUGCGAUUCUUGGAGCGGGCAGUGUCCGAUAUGAGCUCAAGUCUCCGGGACGGUUUCUGCCGAUGCGCAUGUCUCACUACGAUGGUCGCAGAGACAAAGGCAAAAGGGCUCUUCUGAGAGCUCCGGUUCUCCGAGGGUCUUCGGAGUGGCCUCUGCUCUUUGGCAUGGCUGGCACUCCUCUGACUCUUUGCCGGGUGAGUUGGGGCAGGUCCUUCUUGCCAACGUUGCGGAAGCUGGGGUUGCAGCGCCGACAGCGCCACGCUGUGUACCUGCAAAAGUCACUGCAUACAGAGUUCUGGGGCGGUUCCGGCCAGGAUCAGGGCAUGAGAAAGGUUCUUGGAGCGCUUGCCAGCCUUGGUCGGAGCAUGCUGCAAAGUGGGGUGAAGCAACUAGCGGUGCUGGACGUCGGUGCUGCAAGCUACGAAGGUCCUGACCGUUGCCACGCAGCGGAGAUGGCGGUGCUUCUGGGCUGUUCGGCAAGUUUUCAGAUCCACGCCUUCGAGCCGCUCCCCCGCGAGUUGGAGCGCACGCGGCGCAGCGCGGAGCAGCGGCUUCGCGGGGACCUCUCGCUGGGCCGCCGCGCAGCACGCAGGUGCAUCAGCUGGCAGCAGCGUGCCGUGUCCAACGCCAGCGGCGAAGCUCGCCUACGGGGAUCCGCCAACCAGGCGUCGCUCUCCCGACACAUCCCGGCCAUCACAGGGAGCGCCGACUACGCGUCCCAGGAAUCUGAAUCUGUGAUGACCCAGCGUCUCGAUGACUUUGCGCGGGAGGUGGGGCUUGCGCCUAGCCUUCUUCUCAAGAUCGACACCGAAGGACAUGACUUGGAAGUGCUGCAGGGAGCCAGGUCCCUGCUCGAGGCCGGGGACGUCGCAGCCAUCGUCUUUGAGGUCGCGGGGCAGAUGAAUCCGGAUUUCUUUCGACUGCACAAGGAGCAGAAACGCGUCGAUCAUCGGGUCAGCCUCGCAGAGCCCACGCUGGAGAGCAUGGUCCGCUGGCUCGGGGCUCUCGGCUACGAGAGCUUUCUUCUUGGCAGCCGAUCGCUGAUCCCUCUGAGCGGCUCGUGGUGGGACAAGAGCUUCGAAGUCUGCUGGAGCCGGCCGGAUCUCAGCUGCUGGUACGACGUCCUGGCGGUUCCACGGGCCGGCAGAUUUGAGGAGCUGUCUGUCUUCGACUUGGAGGGGCUGGAUUUUCCGACGGAUCGGAGACGAAUAGCGGUGGAUGCUUUGCUUCAGUCCUCGGCGGUCAGAGAGAAUCGGAAUGCCCGAACAUCGUCGCUGCUGACGACUCCAGUGUUGCCAAACUCAAAGCUUGUGCAGCACGGCAAAAAGUGCGGUCCCGCUCAUUUCAAGCUCGCAAGUCUUUGUACCGGUCAAGUUUGCGGCAGGGAAGCGGCGCGGGCUAUGAAAGAUCACGGACCCCACAUCUCCAAGACUGCCGUAGAUGAUGCCGUCGACAGCUUCCUCCAGAAGAUGCGGCAGCAAGGGGAGCUGGCUCCCCCAAUCGUCCGCAUGAGUGCCUCGGCCCACCUCGUCGCGGAUCAGGCCGUCACCCUGGAGCUGACACACGCUGGACAGCUCUGCGUCCGGGGUAAGUCAGGGCUUGUCCCUAUGGCUGAUUUCCUCCGACAACAUGGCUUCAUGAAGAAGCAUCACGAAGGCCAAGGCCAACAUCUGCCGAAGCAUGCCGCCCACUCCGCAGCGGAUGCGGCGCACGUCCACCCUUCCCACGCUGCCCACCCUUCCCACCCACUCCCAGCACAGACGACGCACCCAGCACAUGCAGGCCCUCCAGCUCUGCACUCGCACCCACCACACUUGGCACACCCAGCGCAUGCAGCACAUCCAGCUCUGCACCCGGCACAGCUAGCAAAGGCUCACCAGGCACCCCCAAAAUCGCACCCUGGCCACGGAGCACAGCAGCAUCCUGCUGCUCAUCACAGCCCCCAAGUGCCAAAGAGCACUCUUGGAGAUGCAAAGACACCAUUGCAUGCGGCAGCAGAAGCUCAUCUGACGCCGCACAAGAUGGUCGCGGUCUCGACUGGCAAGAGCUGCUAA